This is a messenger RNA of Endocarpon pusillum Z07020, 1005 nucleotides long. RefSeq lists its product as uncharacterized. Gene Ontology annotation, molecular function: hydrolase activity, hydrolyzing O-glycosyl compounds. NCBI's taxonomy places the organism in Eukaryota, Fungi, Ascomycota, Eurotiomycetes, Verrucariales, Verrucariaceae. The transcript has a single exon. The coding region runs from base 1 to 1005 and encodes 334 amino acids. Gene Ontology annotation, biological process: glucan catabolic process. The record is from RefSeq and is a predicted model, not a curated record.
AUGGCGCUGCUGGUCAGCCCACUCAUCUCGUCAACACUCGCCAAUUAUACACUGUCGCAAGACUACACCGGAAGAGCGUUCUUCGACGGGUUCGACUUCUUUACGGACGCCGAUCCGACGAACGGCCACGUCAAAUACAUUGACAAGGAGAAUGCCAACAACAGCGGCAUCGCAGGCUUGAUGUCGAGCAGUACAAUUAACAACGCUGUCUAUCUCGGCAUGGACGCUGUCAAUGAGGCUCCCCAAGGUCGCCGAUCGAUUCGCGUACAAAGCCAGAAAGCAUUCAAUCGUGGUUUAUUCAUCGCUGACAUUGCUCACAUGCCUGGCGGCAUCUGCUCGACCUGGCCAGCCUUUUGGCUUGUGGGGCCGAACUGGCCAACUUCAGGCGAAAUCGACAUUCUCGAAGGAGUGAACGACCAAACAAGCAACAGCUUUACAUUGCACACUGGGCCUGGUGUUGUGGUCUCGAACAAUGCAAGCUUUACCGGCCAAUUGGUUACACCAAAUUGCGACGUCAAUGCGCCUGGUCAAGCCAAAAAUGCAGGCUGCACAAUUUCAACCAACGACACCGCUACGUACGGAAAGGGUUUCAAUGAGAACGGUGGUGGUGUCUACGCGACAGAAUGGACGUCUUCUGCCAUCAAUAUUUGGUUCUUUCCUCGCACCGCAAUUCCUGCCGACAUUGUCCAAGGCAAUCCGCGGCCGUGUGAAAGCUGGGGUCCUCCACGAGCCGUAUUUAGCGGCGACUUCAAAGUCGACGACCAUUUCAAGGAUCUCAACAUUGUCUUCGAUACGACCUUCUGUGGAGAUUGGGCUGGCAAGGUCUGGGCCCAAUCCAGCUGCGCAUCGCAGGCUCCGACAUGUGAGGAGUUUGUGACCAAGAACAAGUCGGUGUUCCGAGAAGCUUACUGGGCGGUCAACUCGUUGAAGGUCUUUGAGAAGAUGGGUGAUGCUCCUAAGCUGAGGACACGCUCAGGCGGUGCUGUUCUUCCUCCUCUGCCAUGA